UCUCACUCGAAACACAAUACAAAAAUAGAGAUGAAUUUGAGGAGCUGAGCGAUAAAGCAGAAGACGAAAAAAAUGGCUCCCGUCCCUCUCGGCUGCUCGUUGCCGCCGCAAACGCUAUAUCUUCGCACGCAGCAGCAGCCGCACAAAUUCUCCGACGCCGUGUGUUGCUGCGCUUCAACGGCGUCAACUCCACAGCAAGGCCUCAGCAAAAGUCGAAGCAGCAAUACCGAGAGUACUGUUGUUGCUGGGGUAAGCUUGAAGCCGAUAGUAGUGAACGGCGAUCCGCCGACCUCUGUCUCCGCCCCCGGCCGCCGAAUCAUUGCCGUUGGAGAUUUGCAUGGAGACCUUGAUAAAGCUAGAUAUGCUCUUCAGAUGGCUGGUAUCUUGAGUUCUGAUGGUCAAGAUUUGUGGAUUGGUGGACAAACGGUAUUAGUACAACUUGGAGAUAUACUUGAUAGGGGUGAAGAUGAAAUUGCAAUUUUAUCCCUGUUGAAGUCAUUAAAUAUCCAGGCGAAACUUAAUGGAGGUGCAGUUUUCCAGGUUAACGGAAAUCAUGAAACCAUGAACGUGGAAGGGGAUUUUAGAUAUGUUGAUUCCGGUGGAUUCGAUGAGUGCGCUGACUUCCUUGAACAUUUGGAAAUCUGUGACCAUAACUGGGAAGAAGCAUUUGUUGGUUGGGCUGGUGUAUCUAAAAGAUGGAAAGAGGAUCGUAAGGUGCAGCAAAAUUCUUGGGGUCCAUGGAAUUUGGUGAAGCGACAGAAAGGAGUCAUUGCAAGAUCAGUUCUCCUAAGACCAGGCGGUCCAUUGGCAUCUGAAUUGGCACGGCAUGCAGUUGUUCUGAAAGUCAAUGACUGGAUAUUCUGUCAUGGUGGCCUUCUUCCUCAUCAUGUUGAGUACGGGAUAGAGAGGAUAAAUAGAGAAGUAUCUUAUUGGAUGGAAGGCCUCGGCACAGAAGAUGAUUAUCCACAAAUCCCGUUUAUAGCUACCAGAGGGUAUGACAGUGUCGUAUGGAGUCGUUUAUACUCAAGAGACACAUCGGAUCUGGAAGAUUAUCAGAUCAAUCAGAUCGAAUCUAUUCUCCGGGAGACACUUCAAGCAGUAGGUGCCAAGGCAAUGGUGGUCGGGCAUACUCCACAAGUGACGGGAGUGAAUUGCGAUUUCAACUGUAGUAUUUGGCGCAUUGAUGUCGGGAUGUCUAGUGGAGUUCUUGAUUCAAGGCCUGAGGUUCUCGAAAUACGAGAAGGUAGAGCAAGGGCAAUCAGGAGCAAAAGAGAUGUACAUAGUGAGCUCCAAGUAGUUGAUUAUACAUAAAGAGCGCGCAGUUCAAAGGGCAAUCUAGGUAAUUCAAAUCCCACUUUACUCACAUCACCGAAACAGUUUAUGCAAAAUCGUGUUCCCAUUCUGUUCAUUUCCAUAUUUAUCAAGUCUCCGAUAUGAGACAAAUGAUCUAUGACCAUAUUCAUGGAGAAAUCAGUGAAUCUGUCGGAGCUUCUCUUUGCGCCCGAAACAUUGAGGGGUACUUUAGGGAAUUGCUGGCUUGGCACAACAUAAAGCUUUCCGGAGAAAGACUGGUGGUAUAAAGGCUUCUUUUAUAUGAUCAAGACCCUCUGAAGUUCACAUACAGUAGAAAAGUAUGUACUAAAAACUUGUAUAUCGUUGUUUCCCGAAUAAUCGAAACUUGUAAGUUAAUGUGCAGCAUUGUUUAUAGGGAUUUACUUUUUAGUGUAUACACAUAACAUUAUUUAAAACAUCAUCUUUUUUUCGUGAU
Erythranthe guttata (spotted monkey flower) is the source of this 1768-nucleotide messenger RNA. RefSeq names its product Calcineurin-like metallo-phosphoesterase superfamily protein (gene SLP1). The record is from RefSeq and is a predicted model, not a curated record. Gene Ontology annotation, molecular function: hydrolase activity. Lineage: Eukaryota; Viridiplantae; Streptophyta; Magnoliopsida; Lamiales; Phrymaceae.